AUGGCGUCUUCUCCAGACAUCCCCGGCCUCAAGUAUGCCAGUCACCAGUACGGGCAGCACCAGCUCCAGCAAGUCGGCGUCUGGCAGUUUGAAGAGCCAGAAACGGCACCCUCAACGCCAGCCUAUUGGAUAAUCUUUGUCCAUGGAGGCGGGUGGCGAGACCCCAGAAACAACAUCAGUGACUUUGUGCCGUCCAUCAAGCACAUGCUGGCGCUGGCCGAUCUGCCGAAAUCUGCGGUUCGCGGCUUUGCCAGCCUCGACUACCGCCUGUCUCCGCACCCGCGAUUCCCCCAGGAUCCCGCCUCGACGCCGGCGGAUGAGUUUCGCCAGGCCCAGCAUCCGCAUCAUGUCCAAGAUGUCCUGUCCGCGCUGAGGCUGCUUGAUGCCGAGUAUGGCAUUGGCAACGACUACGUGCUCAUUGGCCACUCGGCCGGCGGCACGUUGGCUCACCAGGUCAUCACGAACAACGGCAUAUCCGAUAGCUGGGGUCCGGUGGCGCCCUUUCCCGCAGCCCUCAUCAGCAUAGCCGGCAUACACGACCUAAGAGGCAUUGUAGACAGGCACGAUACUUUUUACGAGACAUUCGUGAUCGACGCCUUUGGUCCAGACAGGCUAGCAUGGGACGCAGCAUCUCCGGCAAAGUUUCCCGGAAGCUUCAAGACCCUGUGCCCCGAGGUCCCUCGUCUGUUCAUCUUGGCAGCGUCUACAGAGGACACCGCCAUCGACAUGCCCGAGCUCGACAUCAUGGAGGCAAAGCUCAUCAAGGACGGCAUCACGCCGCUCGUCUUCAGGAACCUCCAUCUUGAGCAUGACAACAUCUGGGAAGACGGCUCGCAGGUUGCGACUCUAGCAGCCCGAGCCGUGGCAGAGCUGCAGCAACGCUGA
Trichoderma aggressivum f. europaeum is the source of this 885-nucleotide messenger RNA. RefSeq lists its product as uncharacterized. The transcript is spliced from 2 exons. Lineage: Eukaryota; Fungi; Ascomycota; Sordariomycetes; Hypocreales; Hypocreaceae. The coding region runs from base 1 to 885 and encodes 294 amino acids. Gene Ontology annotation, molecular function: lipase activity; arylformamidase activity. The record is from RefSeq and is a predicted model, not a curated record.